AUGCACUGUAUAUUUGGGUUACUGUUUGCUUUCUGCGUGGAAGAAUAUAGUAAUUCAUAUCGUGUGGUUGUUGAGCUGUUGUUCUAUGUUUUUCUGCUGGCAAUGACCUGGGCACUGACACUCUGGCCUUGUUUUGAAGACUCACCUAAUGCUUGACCUGAGUUUAUGAUCCCUCUCCAUUGUCUGAAAGAAUCAAUUUGCCUUCAGUGCUUCAUUUCUGGUAUUACUUGCUUUUCUGGUAUAACGAUCUAAUUUGCAUUGUUUCGCUGUAUCAUUUCAGCUCUAUUUUAUCGUUGUCUACCAGUUGACCACGUUUGCUUUAACUGACCUUAUGACUGAGGAUUGGACAUGAUUUUCUUUAGUAAAAUACUUGGGUCGUUCCAGAAUUGGAGGAUACUUUAAGUCCCGCCCUUCCGAUUUGAAACAAGACAAUUUUGCCUGUCUUGUUCAUAGGAAUCUGGGUGUCCUUACUGUCUGAACAGUUUUAAUGUAUCACAUGGGAAUUUGAUGUGCCCCUAUUGUGGUUAGUCAUUAUGUUUUAUUUAUCAGGAGAAAACAGCAAACAGGAAGGUGUUAUAGUGGGACAGAAAUGAAGGAAGCAGACAGAAGAGCACAAGAACAAACAACAACAAGAAAUACAUUGUUACACGCCUAUGCUACCCAUUAACAUAGUGGUGCGAUCGUUAACUAAGGCUAGGUUCAUAUAGACCCUACCCACCGACGUCACAAAAUCACGUGAUGGCUGUAUUGUUCCGCCCCCUUGUCCGUCAUUAUGUGUCUGUAUUAUCAAUGGUCUCAAUUGAUCGAGCAAUUUAUAAUGCAUUUCAUGGAAGACCCGGUGCUUUCGGAUGCCGUAAACUCACUUGAUGCGUUGCAUAAAAGGCGUUAUGUGGAAAAGCUUCAGUUUAUCCAUUCGCCAGAUCCAUAUUUGACUCCUAAAUCGAUGUUUUUCGACCCACUGUCUCCGCCGUAUUUGCCUGACAUCUGCUAGCUACCCUGAUAUGUACAACUAUCUUGUCCACACAAAAUCAGCCUAUUCUCACGAAAGUCUGAAAAACUUUAAGAGCUUGGAGGCUUAUAAAUACUUCGUUGCUGGUUGGGUGAAACAGGUCCUCGUCCACGAAAAUUCGGCAGGAAUCUAUCUUGUGCUUGGAAAGGUGAGUUACGAAAUUUUCAAUUCAAAAUCUUUUGUUCUUGCUAACAUCCACUGUCAAGUCUAAUGUAUUUCAUGUCAUUUGUCAAUGGAGCUAGGGCUUUUAAUAUUUAUAUGGUUUAGCGAUUGCACUCUCACUACAUACAUACGUGUAUGUUGUCGGCGAUUAGCCUAGCAAUGAUCUUAAUUGUGGUUGUCAGCCCCAAUCCCUCUAAAUAUAUAUUAAAUGCAUCUUACCAGAUAUAAAAUGACUACUACAUAAUCUGUGGUAAUCGUUUGGAGCCCAGUUUUCUCGUCGAAUUGCAGCAGCCCAUCUCGCUCUCUCCUCUCCGGGUCUCUCGGAAUCCGGUAGAACUUCAAGUCUCUCCGUCUAUCUUCUCUGUUAUUGCAACCGACCGCCACACACGCUUUCACCAUUUUGAUUAUUAAUGUUAACGAGCAGAAAAACACGCCGUAAAUAGGAGGAAUGUACGUAGCCGUAACAGGUAAACACGAUGUGUUGACGGACAAUUGGGCGGCACCAGUCAGGAGGGCGGAGUUGUGACGUCACGUGGGUAGGGUCUAUACAGGUCUUACAGGUCUACAGGUCUUAAUGCACGAAUCCGAUUUUUUCGUGUUUUUCCGACUCACGUGAGGCAUUAACUUGACAGUCUGAACGUGACACCAUUUCAAAUCCGAUCUGGGUCACUUUCGUAUGUGGUUCAAAUCCGAUCUGGGCCACAUUUUCCAAAUCGGAAUUCAUGCAGCAAUUACGUCAUCAAAUAGCGAGAGAGCCGCUAUGGAAGCUGUGCGUUAUUAGCGCCUAGCUUGCAGUGAACAUGGCUUUUGGGGAAGGGCCGGGCUUGACAACAGACAUUAAAAAAAAAAAUAGAAAUGGGUUGAGGAUAAGCCUGAGAAUGAUCGGUUUUCUCUCUGCUCUAUGUGAGCAAUAUUUAAACAUUGCCUACACGGCUGAGAGUCGGGGCAAACUGCCCGUAUGUGUGUGUGACAUGCACGGACAGUGCGUGCAUGCUAUCGAUCCAUAUAAACUUUGAACAUAAGCCUAAACGGCGAUUAUUUAUGUCUGUUAUUUGUGUCCUCUUUUUGAAAAGCAAAAUAUGAUAUCCUUGGAAUGACGGAUGACGUGUGUCAUUUGUUUUGAUGCUUCUGCGCAUGCGGGUGUUCUUGCUCAGCACAUGUCGGACUGCAAAUUAGAGCGCAUGCGUAAUACUUGAAUGGUCUCAAUGGACAAAGGCAGUCUGAACGGGCACGCCAAAAAAACGGAUAUGACAAAAAAUCGGAUUUGUGCAUUAAGACCUGUAGUAUGAACCUAGCCUAAUUGUUAUUUACUCUUGAACACCAUGUGAGGGUCUGAUAACUGAGGAAAAGGGGAGGGAAGGUGAGUCAAAGUGAGAUGUGAUUAGGCAGAGUGGAGCGUACAAAAUUCAGCAAUGUGAGGUGGGGAACACAGAAUUAUGUACUGUAAAUCACCCCUAAGUGUGGAUAUAUAAGCUUUUUUUUUAUUAUGGUAGAAGAGAAAACAAUGAAUAGCUGGUGAAAAUUUAUGUUCUCUCCUCUAUUUUUCUUUUUUUUUUAUUUUUUUUAAAAAAUAAAAUACUGUUAUUAGCCUUGAUUGAAUGUCUUGUGCACCCUGUUAUGCGUAUUAUUAGAAUAAGAGAAUUAAAGAAUAUUAUAUAUUCACUUAUUUACACAUUUAAGUUUCUCCUCUUGGUCAACUGUAACAGCUAGCUAAACCCUUAGCGAGCUAUACUCCUGAGAAAAAGCUAAUAUAAGUAAAGAUUUGCAACACUGUUACUGUUACGAAGCCAAAUACCGUACAGUAUCUCUAAGGUGAGCUAAUCAAGUCUUUGAUAGUAUGUUAACUAUUAAUUAUGAAUAUGUUGCAGAAAAUCUGUAAAGUAAAGGCUAAUUUUUCAAGAUUUUUGAAGCCAAAAUGUCCUCCUAUUCUUAAAUGACCCAUGAAUACUUUUGUCAUGUAGGAUCAUGUUGUCCUCUAAGUUGAGACGAAGUCUACCAUUUGAUUUAGUGUUUAGUCUCAUACUCAUGCAAAUCGGAUAAGGCAAAUAUUUACUCGCUGCAACUUGACGAAGCAGAAAAAAGGAAAACCUUGAGAAUGAGAUGUUUUUAUGUUUUCCCUUCUGAGCCAGGCCUGUGACUUUUAAGUCCAGUCUUUGUGCCUACUUCAAAUUAACACCCAGGGAUCCCUGUUCAGUAUAUUGGGCUAGUGCAAUGUGGACUUGUUUUGUGUGUGGUUGAAGCAGUUGGAGAGGGAGAGAAAGCCUCAUCAAAAUGGAUGCCAUAUACCACUGAGAGCAGGCAGAGGAGGGAAGCUGAGCCGCUCGCAGUCUAGCGCAUAUACUGCAUUUUACAUGUCUGUCGAAAGGUACAGGGCCUUUUUUGUGCUCAAACGAGGGAAAUGGGGACUUGAUUUGAAGGAAUAGUGGAGAGAAGUCCUCUCUGCAUUGCAGCACUGAGGCUGAGGGGAUCAAGAAGCAGAAAAGCGUAUGUGGUACAUUGAGCCCAGCAUCCAAUCAGGUACCUCGUAGUGCUGCUAAAACCAAUCAGGCGCCUGCAGCUGAGGUUAAAGAUUGACAAUUGCAGAAGGAAGCAGCAGGGAGAGGAGGCCUUCUGGGAUACUUGGAACUACCGUUUCCAUCAUUUCACAACGCCCUCUCUAAUUGAAAACUCUUAAAGAAUAGGGUGAAGAAUCAUUAUUUUGGCAGAGGAGCUGAAGUCUGACACACACAAGGAGGCAAUGGAAAGCUCAACACGAUCCAAAGACUCAACAGAGCGGCCAGCCCAGAAACGAAAGAUGCCAAGUCCAUGUCAUUCAUCAAAUGGCCACUCCUCGACUGACACCUCUCCCAGCCCAGUCAAAAAGAAGAAGAAACCAGGUGCUGUUAGCAGCAGCAAAGACCAGUCAGAACUAAGACAUGGUCCCUUUUACUAUGCGAAGCAGCCAGCACUCACAACAGACCCUGUUGAUGUUGUACCGCAGGACGGCAGGAAUGACUUCUACUGCUGGUUGUGCCACCGCGAGGGUCAGGUGCUCUGCUGUGAGCUCUGCCCCAGGGUGUACCAUGCCAAGUGCCUCAAACUACCGGACGAGCCUGAGGGCGACUGGUUCUGUCCGGAGUGUGAGAAAAUAACAGUUGCUGAAUGUAUAGAGACUCAGAGCAAAGCCAUGAUGAUGCUGACUAUAGACCAGCUGUCUUACCUACUAAAGUUUGCUCUUCAGAAGAUGAAACAGCCAGGUGAUCAUCCCCGCUUGUCAUCUCGCUCUCCCCAUGCAGCUUCCACGCAGAGAAAGACUUUUAAUUGGACUGAACUCUUCCUGAAACCCGUUUCUCUUGAUCAGCAUCCAGACUAUGCAGAAUACAUAUUUCACCCAAUGGAUCUUUGCACUCUCGAGAAGAACAUUAAAAAGAAAAUGUAUGGCUGCACAGAGGCCUUCCUGGCAGAUGUUAAGUGGAUUUUGCAUAACUGUAUCAUUUACAACGGAGGCAACCACAAGCUAACAGCGACAGCUAAAGUUAUUGUCAAGAUCUGUGAACAUGAGAUGAAUGAGAUUGAAGUAUGUCCUGAGUGUUAUCUAUCUGCUUGCCAAAAGAGGGACAAUUGGUUCUGUGAACCAUGUGGUAACCCUCACCCUCUGGUGUGGGCUAAAUUGAAAGGUUUUCCCUUUUGGCCAGCUAAAGCAUUACGUGACAAAGAUGGCCAAGUGGAUGCUCGCUUCUUUGGUCAGCAUGACAGGGCCUGGGUCCCUUUAAAUAACUGUUACCUAAUGUCCAAAGAGAUUCCAUUCUCUGUGAAGAAGACCAAAAGCAUAUUCAACAGUGCCAUGCAAGAGAUGGAAGUCUAUGUGGAGAACAUGAGGAAGAAAUUUGGCGUGUUCAACUACGCCCCAUUCAGGACACCCUACACUCACGACAACAACUUUCAAAUGCUGCAGGACCCCUCUGAUCCUUCUUCCAAUCCUUUAAAGCCUGAGAAACAAGAAAAACUCAAGUUUAGCUUUGACAUGACCGCAUCGCCAAAGAUCUCACUGACCAGGACUGUGUUGCCUGGCGUCGGAGGGAUCGCUGCAGGACGUCGGCUGCCUCUCAGUGAUGUUCCUCGCUCCCCUAUGAGCACCAACUCAUCUGCACAUACAGGUUCAGACGGGGAGGAUACGACAGACAAGUCCCAAAUAAAGGCCGCGAACAGUCAGGGAAGUGUUGGAGAAGAGUCGAUGAGCUCUACAGUAUCACCAGCUCAUCCUCGACCAAGUCAAGCUGACAACUUAUUGGACAGCCCCAAACAAUUACACUCACAAGCUCCUGGCAACAGCAAGCAAGAGAAGACACAGCUAACAGGAAGUAUUUUGAACCUUAAUUUAGAUCGGAGUAAAGCAGAAAUGGACCUAAAGGAACUCAGUGAAACGGUGAUGCAGAAGCAGGGGUCCACUCCGGUUGUCUCCAAUCCAAAACGGCAGAUGAAGAGCCGCUUCCAAAUGAACUUGGACAAAACCAUUGAAAGCUGUAAAGCACAGCUCGGACUCAAUGAGAUCUCAUCACCUGUGUGCAAAGAGGAGGAUUCUGAAGACUCUGAGGGUAAAUCUGACUCUAGUGACACCGAGUAUGCCAGUGAUGAAGGAGCAAAGGGGGAACAGUCUCAGGAUACAGCACCUUCUGAGGAGCCCCAGAACGAGCGUACUAAAGACCAGAAACAAUCAUCUCCAAUCCAGGAAGUCAAAGCCAAAGCGCCUCUGGUAUCUGAGGCUGCAGAAUUGGACGUUAGCGCAACGACAUCCGAAGAAAAAGUUCCACCGGAGAAAGAUAGUCCAGAGAACAACAAAUCUUCCCCACAAUUGACUGUUUCCAGAGAGAAGGGAGAGGUGAAAGAAGAUUUGAAGCAUCAGAUGCCUGUGGAGGAUUCUGACUCGGAGAGGGAGCUGGUUAUUGACCUUGGGGAGGAGCCAGGGAAAAAGGACAAGAAGAGACGUAGAAAAGACACCACUAAUGUUAAAGGAGCGUCUGCUGGUAAACCUGAAGGUAAAUCUCUCACCCCUUCAGCGUUCCCAUCUCAAAACAGCACAACCCCUUCCACACCUUCCAGCGUUGCCUCGCAGUCCCCUAUGGCCAUUCCCGUCACAAUGAUCUCCCUCACAGCACCUUCAGCUUCAAAUGUUAGCCUCGCCACGGUCUCCAACGCCCCUGCGACUCCUCCCUCUUCCUCCUCCUCGUCUUCAGCCUCGUCCACCCCAGCGUUGAAGAAACAGCGCCCUCUGCUGCCUCGAGAAACCGUGCCUGUAACUCAGAGCGCCACCACGUGGACUCCCAACGCCAAGCUCCAGAACAGCUCUCAGAAAUGGCGUCAGCAGCCGCAAAUUCAAACAUUGUCACCACAGGCAUCGGAAAACAGUUCAGGAAGCACACGUUAUCAGACCAGACAGUCAAUUAAAGCUGUCACCCUGGUGUCCAGCUGCCCCGCCUCAGCAUCAGGUUUAGGCACAUCAUCUCCAUCCUCAUCCGUGGAAGCAGAACAGUACAUCUCGACAGCCUCAGCAGACGUUGCCGCCGAUAUUGCAAAGUACACCAACAAAAUGAUGGACGCUAUCAAAGGAACAGUGACUGAAAUCUAUAGUGACCUUUCAAAGAGCACUUCAGGAAAUACAAUUGCUGAGAUGAAACGACUAAGAAUUGAAAUUGAAAAGCUACAGUGGUUGCAUCAGCAAGAGUUGUCGGAGAUGAAGCACAAUCUUGAGCUUACAAUGGCUGAGAUGAGGCAGAGUCUGGAGCAAGAACGAGAGCGCUUGGUGGCAGAAGUGAAAAAACAGACCGAACAGGAGAAGCAGCAAGCAGUAGAUGAAACAAAGAAGAAACAGUGGUGCGCCAACUGCAGAAAAGAGGCCAUUUUUUACUGCUGCUGGAACACGAGCUACUGCGAUUAUCCGUGUCAGCAGGCCCACUGGCCCGAACACAUGAAGUCCUGCACUCAGUCAGCCACAGCACCACAGCAAGAACCCGAGGCGGAGUCAGGAGCAGACAUGUCAAACAAAGGAGUGGGACAGGGUAAUUGCGGCCCAAAUACUCUCCGAGAAACACCUGCCUCUGCUGCAUUAGAUAAAGACUGUGACACAGAGAGCAGCAAUGUCAAUGUUGCAGUAAGCUCAUCUUAACUGUGUGCAAUAUAUAUAUUUUUUUCAUUCACUAAAUUGUUAUAUGUACAGUAAUUGUUCUCUAUGUAUAUGCUCUGUUAAAGUGAUUGUAUUCAAAAUGUCUUUUAUUUAUUGUGGAGUUUUUCAAUUUAGGGGUCAAGUGCACAGUGGUUUUUUUUUUCCUGUUUUGAAUGUGCAAUUAAGACUGACAGCACCAAGAAAUGUGCACUACCGGCCAGGCCGUAUCCAUGUACUCUUUUUAGGCAGUCGUUUUAAACAGCAUGCACACUCAAUUAUCCAAGAAAACUUGUACAGUUUAAAAUGACAAAUCAAACACAUCUAAUAGACCAAUUCACUAUAAGAGUACUAUUAACAAUUAUGUAAAGUUCCAUUUCAGAAGGUUACUUUUUGUUGCCUACUUUAUUCUGUAUUAUAUGAAAAAGACAUUUUCAA
Messenger RNA from Corythoichthys intestinalis (scribbled pipefish), 7745 nucleotides. Its product is annotated as MYND-type zinc finger-containing chromatin reader ZMYND8-like. Gene Ontology annotation, molecular function: protein binding; transcription corepressor activity. The transcript is spliced from 21 exons. NCBI's taxonomy places the organism in Eukaryota, Metazoa, Chordata, Actinopteri, Syngnathiformes, Syngnathidae. The coding region runs from base 3909 to 7313 and encodes 1134 amino acids. The record is from RefSeq and is a predicted model, not a curated record. Gene Ontology annotation, biological process: regulation of DNA-templated transcription. Gene Ontology annotation, cellular component: cytoplasm; nucleus.